Melospiza georgiana is the source of this 8603-nucleotide messenger RNA. RefSeq names its product leucine rich repeat containing 7 (gene LRRC7). NCBI's taxonomy places the organism in Eukaryota, Metazoa, Chordata, Aves, Passeriformes, Passerellidae. Gene Ontology annotation, molecular function: protein binding. The record is from RefSeq and is a predicted model, not a curated record. Gene Ontology annotation, cellular component: postsynaptic density; postsynaptic membrane; adherens junction. The coding region runs from base 117 to 4487 and encodes 1456 amino acids. Gene Ontology annotation, biological process: neurotransmitter receptor transport, endosome to postsynaptic membrane; neurotransmitter receptor transport postsynaptic membrane to endosome. The transcript is spliced from 25 exons.
GCAGCGGCUUCAGCCCCAACGCGAGCCACGGCCGGAGCCGAGAGCGGGGCCGGCGCCGGCGCUGGGCGUCCCUGCUGCAGAACCCAGCCCUGCUCUGCAGAGUAUGCUGCUUGGAGAUGACCAGCAAAAGGAAGCUGAUCGGGCGCCUGGUGCCGUGCCGGUGUUUCCGCGGCGAGGAGGAGAUCGUCUCCGUGCUGGACUAUUCCCACUGCGGCCUGCAGCAGGUGCCAAAGGAGGUCUUCAACUUCGAGAGGACCCUGGAGGAGCUCUACCUCGAUGCCAACCAGAUUGAGGAGCUUCCCAAGCAACUGUUCAACUGCCAGGCCCUGCGCAAGCUGAGCAUCCCCGACAACGACCUGUCCAGCCUCCCCACGUCCAUCGCCAGCCUGGUCAACCUCCGUGAGCUCGACAUCAGCAAGAAUGGAAUCCAAGAUUUCCCAGAAAACAUUAAGUGUUGUAAGUGUUUAACAAUAAUCGAAGCCAGCGUCAACCCCGUGUCCAAGCUGCCAGAUGGCUUCACACAACUUCUAAAUUUGACCCAGCUCUAUCUAAACGAUGCCUUUUUGGAGUUUCUUCCAGCUAACUUUGGAAGACUUGUCAAAUUGCGAAUUUUGGAGUUAAGAGAAAACCACUUGAAAACUCUACCAAAGUCAAUGCACAAGCUGACCCAGCUGGAGAGGCUCGAUCUGGGCAAUAAUGAGUUCUCUGAGCUGCCUGAGGUUCUUGAACAAAUCCAGAAUCUGAAGGAGUUGUGGAUGGACAAUAAUUCCUUGCAAGUGCUACCUGGGUCUAUAGGGAAGUUAAAACAGCUCGUGUACCUGGAUGUGUCCAAAAACAGGAUCGAGACGGUCGACCUGGACAUCUCGGGCUGUGAGGGGCUGGAGGAUCUCCUCCUCUCCUCCAACAUGCUGCAGCAGCUGCCAGAUUCCAUAGGAUUGUUGAAGAGACUGACAACCCUGAAAGUGGAUGACAACCAGCUCACCAUCCUGCCCAAUGCCAUUGGAAACCUGUCCCUGCUGGAGGAAUUUGACUGCAGCUGCAACGAGCUGGAGUCGCUGCCCUCCACCAUCGGGUACCUGCACAACCUGCGCACCCUGGCCGUGGACGAGAACUUCCUGCCGGAGCUGCCCAGAGAGAUUGGGAGCUGUAAGAACGUGACUGUGAUGUCCCUGCGCUCCAACAAACUGGAAUUUCUGCCUGAUGAGAUUGGCCAGAUGCAGAAGCUGAGGGUGUUAAAUCUGAGUGAUAACAGACUGAAGAAUUUGCCCUUCACUUUUACCAAACUCAAGGAACUGGCAGCCUUGUGGCUUUCUGACAACCAGUCCAAGGCGCUGAUCCCGCUGCAGACGGAGGCGCACCCCGAGACCAAGCAGCGCGUGCUCACCAACUACAUGUUCCCGCAGCAGCCCCGCAGCGACGAAGAUUUCCAGUCAGACAGUGACAGCUUUAACCCCACUCUCUGGGAGGAGCAGAGGCAGCAGAGAAUGACUGUGGCCUUUGAGUUCGAGGACAAGAAGGAAGAGGAGGAGAAUCCAGGGAAAGUCAAGGUGGAGAUAAACCUCAAGCGUUACCCCACGCCCUACCCCGAGGACCUGAAGAACAUGGUGAAGUCAGUGCAGAACCUGGUGAGCAAACCCAGCCUGGGCGUGCGGCCCGAGAGCGCGGCGCCCGCCGCCAGCGCCGACCCCACGGGCAAGGACAAGUACGAGCACAAGUGGCCCCUGACCCCCAAGGAGAUCUCCGUGGAGGAUGCCUUUGGACACCCUGCCAGCGAGAUGAGGAUAGGGGAGCUCCGUCCGUCCAUGCCCGAGACGCCGCUCUACCCGCCCAAACUCGUCCUGCUGGGUAAAGACAAGAAAGAGUCGACAGAUGAGUCUGAAGCAGAUAAGAUCCAUUGUCUGAAUAACAGCGUUUCCUCAGGCACUUACUCAGACUAUUCCCCUUCCCAGGCUUCCUCAGGGUCCUCCAACGCGCACGUAAAAAUGGGCUCCCUGCAGACCACGGCUAAAGAAGCAGUGAAUAACUCUUUGUGGGGGAACAGGCUGGCCCAGUCGUUCCCACAGCCCCUGGAGACCAAGCCAUUGCUGAGCCAGCGGGAAGCGGCUCCGGCCGGGACCGUCCCGGCGCGCCCGGAGCGGCGCCCGCUGAGCGACGCCUUCGCCGACAGCUGGAACGACGGCUCCCACUACGACAACACGGGAUUCGUGGCCGAGGAGAGCGCGGCAGAGAACGCCGGCACCAACCCCCUGCUCAGCACCAAAUCCAGGAGCUCCUCCGCCCACGGGCGCCGGCCGCUGAUCCGGCAGGACAGGAUCGUGGGCAUCCCCCUGGAGCUGGAGCAGCCCGCGCUCAGAAACACACACGACUCUGAAGUGCCUCCUCCCAACCCUUGGCAAAAUUGGACCAGAACCCCCAGUCCUUUUGAAGACAGGACAGCUUUUCCUUCCAAACUGGAAAGCACCCCCAACACCAGCCCUUUGCCCGAGCGGAAAGAUCACGUCAAGGAGUCUCCCGAAAUGACGAGCACUUUCACUCCAGGAAUCCCGUGGGAAUACCACGACCCCAACGCUAACAGGAGCCUCACAAACGUCUAUUCCCACGUGCACUGUCGCCCGGACCCUUCCAAAAACGUCAUCUCCAUCAGCAAGAGCACGGAGCGGCUCUCCCCCAUGAUGAGGGAUUUAAAAACGAACAAGUUUAAGAAGUCGCAGAGCAUCGACGAGAUCGACAUCGGUGCGUACAAGGUGUACAACAUCCCCCUGGAAAACUAUGCAUCCGGGAACGACACCGUGGGCCCCCACGAGAGGGUGGACAAGCUGCUGGGCCCGGAGCACGGCGUGCUGAGCAUGUCCCGCAGCCAGUCCGUGCCCAUGCUGGACGACGAGCUGCUGACCUACGGCAGCGUCAAGGUGCAGCCGCAGCACAAGGCGUCGGUCACCAAGAAGGUUUAUCAGUUCGACCAAAGCUUCAACCCCCAGGGCGCCGUGGAGCUCCCGGCCGACAAGCGGCUCCUGCCGCCCUUCCAGCUCAACGCCGAGUACCUGCCCCAGCCGGCCAAGAGCCUGCCCCAGGAGCUGGUGAGCCCGCGGGGCUACCGCGGCUACGCGCCCGUGGAGCCCAUGUUCUCCUUCUCGCAGCCCUCGGUGGGCGAGGAGCCGGCGGCCACCCCUUUCACCGGCCCGGCCGCGCGCCCCGGCUUCCUGCGCAGGGCGGAUUCUCUGGUCAGCUCGGCGGAGAUGUCGGUGUUCCGCAGGGUGGGCGAGCCCCAGGAGCUGCCCCCCGGGGCGGACAGGUACGGCCGGGCCCCGUUCCGCGGCGCCCCGGAGCGCCAGGGCAGCAUGGCCGUGCCCGAGGCCCAGUUCCUCAAGCGCAACGGGCGCUACGAAGACGAGCACCCUUCCUACCAGGAAGUGAAAGCCCAGACUGGGAGCUUCCCAGUUAAAAACCUCACGCAAAGGAGGCCCCUGUCGGCACGAAGCUACAGCACAGAGAGCUACGGCACGGCCCAAACGCGGCCGGUCUCAGCGAGGCCCACCAUGGCAGCUCUGCUGGAAAAGAUUCCGUCAGACUAUAACUUGGGUAACUAUGGCGACAAGCCUUCCGAUAGCAGUGAUAUAAAGCCGAGGCCUCCCCCUGGGAAGGGAAAUGAGAGCUGUGCUAAAAUGCCCGCUGACUGGAGACAACAGCUACUUAGACAUAUAGAAGCUAGAAGGUUAGACAGGAGCGCUGCUUACAAACACCACACAGUUAGCCUUGGCAUGCUGCACUCUGGAGGGGUUUCAGCCAUGCAUGCCGGCCGAAGCAUGACUUUAAACUUGCAGCCUAAAUCUAAAUUUGAAAACCAAAUGCUUCAAGAGCUACCUCUACCGAAAACCCCGUCGCAGCAGAGCAGCCUCCUGGACAACGGGCAGGACGAGGUGGCCGUGGGCAGCCCCUGGAACCCCUACCCGCUGGGCCGGCGGGACGUGCCCCCCGACACCGUCACCAAGAAGGCAGGUAGCCACAUCCAGACGCUGAUGGGCUCGCAGAGCCUGCAGCACCGGAGCCGGGAGCAGCAGUACGAGGGCGGCAUGAACAAGGUGACCAUCCAGCAGUACCAGCCCCCGCUGCCCAUCCAGAUCCCGUCCUCGCAGGGCUCCCGGGCCCCCCAGCCCCAGCGGUGCCUCAUCCAGACCAAGGGCCAGCGCAGCACCGACGCCUACCAGGAGCAGUUUUGUGUGAGGAUAGAGAAGAAUCCUGGCCUUGGCUUUAGUAUCAGUGGUGGAAUAAGCGGACAAGGAAAUCCAUUCAAACCUUCUGAUAAGGGUAUCUUUGUUACUAGGGUUCAGCCUGACGGCCCCGCCUCCAGCCUGCUCCAGCCCGGAGACAAAAUCCUGCAGGCCAACGGACACAGCUUUGUACACCUGGAACACGAGAAGGCUGUGCUCCUACUGAAGAGUUUCCAGAACACAGUAGACUUAGUUAUCCAACGUGAGCUUACUGUCUAAAUAUUUUUUUAUAAAUAGUAAAUAUGUCUAGCCAGAUCUAAUGUUCAAAAGGAUUUAUACAUAGGAAACCAAUUUUUUGCCAAUUGCUGGACCAAUGGCAAACGGUAGUGCCAAAUGUAUAAUACUCUAUGUUAGUACCAAUCAUCGGGAGAAAAUAUAAGAAUUAACUCUAUAAAUAUAUUGUUCAUGUGGCUCCGUAUUAGUUUUACUUGUCAGCCUCUGGCUGUGCAUUGGUGCGUUUUUUUAACCAAGUUCCUUCUUAAAAGUCAAUUUCAUAUGAUUUCAAAACACAGAAGCACAUACAAAUCCUUUAGGAAUUCUGCUGUCCAUCAGAAACACUGCCUCAAAGUUGUAUAUGCCUUUAUAAAGAUGAAAUAUAUUAACCUGUACUUCCCAUGAAAUAUUUCUAUCAUGUCGCAUACGAAAGUAUAGAGAAGAAAAUAUUUUCAUAAACACCUCAAAGAAAGUAUAUAUUAAAUUAAAUUUAAUAAUGUUCAUUUAUUUUCAAUGCAAAGAUAUUCUAUGCCUUAUGAAAAUACCUGUACAUAUGCCGUGUGUAUAGCUGGCUCCGUAGGGAUCAGGAACAAUUCACUACACAGGGUGAGAGACUUCUCCAGCUGUAACUCUGGGACCUCGGGACAAGGAGCCCACGUGGGAAUGGGACAGCUCCCUCUGGAAUGGGUGAACAACUCCCUCUGGAGUGGGAUAGCUCCCUCUGGAAUGGGUGAACUCAUUGUGGAAUGGGAUAGCUCCUUCUGGAAUGGGAUAGCUUGUUCUGGAAUGGGAUAAAUCCAUCUGGAAUGGGAUAGCUUGUUCUGGAAUGGGAUAGCUCCUUCUGGAAUGGGUGAACUCAUUGUGGAAUGGGAUAGCUCCUUCUGGAAUGGGAUAGCUCCUUCUGGAAUGGGUGAACAACUCCCUCUGGAAUGGGAUAGCUCCCUCUGGAAUGGGAUAGCUCCCUCUGGAAUAGGUGAAUUCAUUCUGGAAUGGGAUAGCUCCUUCUGAAAUGGGGUAACUCCCUUUGGAAUGGGAUAGCUCCCUCUGGAAUGGGUGAACUCCUUCUGAAAUGGGGUAACUCCCUCUGGAAUGGGAUAUCUCCCUCUGGAAUGGGUGAACUCCUUCUGGAAUGGGGUAACUCCCUUUGGAACGGGGUAACUCCCUGUGGAAUGGGAUAUCUCCCUCUGGAAUGGGUGAACUCCUUCUGGAAUGGGGUAACUCCCUGUGGAAUGGGAUAUCUCUCUCUGGAGUGGGGUAACUCCCUCUGGAAUGGGUGAACUCCCUCUGGAAGGGGGUGACUCCCUUCAGGACAGGUUAACUCCCUUUGCUUUGGCUCUUCCCUCGAUUCCAUGUGCACACACUACAGGAGAACACCGAGGACAGGCAGGUUUGGCUCACGGAUGGAGGAAGGUUGUGAUGGUGGCAGUAAAACUCCUUUUGUUGCUGCUAAUUUAACUCAUUAAUUUUUCAUUUCAGACUCCCCAUUGACAUUGUUGUGUAUUUUCCCCCCUGCUCCAGGCCCUGCUCGGGAUAUUCCCAUGGGUGAGGCUUUCUGGUAUCCUGGGCUGGGUCCUGGGAAGGGAUGGGCACAGACACAUCCCAGGAGCUGCAGGUGACCCCAGACCAGCCCAGCAGGAGCAUUCCCAGCACAGGGCCAGGGACAGCCCCUCGUGUCCAGGUCCUGGGGCUGUUCCCAAAGCCCAGACCGUGCCCAGCUGCUGCUGCUCAGGGGUGCCAGGGUCCAGCCUGGUUAUCCCUGACAGCAAAGUGGGAAAACACAGGGAAAGCCCUGCAGGGGAUUUCAGGGGAUCCCAGUGCCCUGGAGCAAUGGCCAGGGGCUGAGGGACAGCUGGCUCUGGGAUCACCUGCACCAUUCCCACCCAAAAUCCCACAGCCCAGGGUGCAGCCACAGCCCACGGGGAUGCUCCCCUUCUCCAAGGAUUCCCAAACCUUCUCUCUCUGGCUGUGGGACCUGGGCAGCUGCAGGCCCAGGGAAGCCCCCACCCCUGAUAAUUUGCCAUUUUCCCAGUGCCAGCUCACAGUCCCUACCCAGGUGAUGGCAAACCAGGGAAGUUCUCAGCCAGUUGUUCCCGACAGUGACCAUUUAACAUCCUCAAAUCCGGUUUCAUGUUUUCCAAGGUAUUUUUUAACACAUCCACGUCUGCAUCUGUGUUUGGUGGCAGUGCCAGCCCUGGGAGGGGACAGGGGGCUCCACACAGGGAACAGGCAGGACAAGGCUGAGGGUGAUGGGGCAGCUGAGAGCAGAGCCAAGGAAAUCCAGGAAAAAUCUGAGUAGGAAAUGUCCAGGACGUUGGUUUGCUGUUGGUAGUGAGCACUUGGAGUGUAAAGAUGUUAAACCCCUUGGUUAAAGCCCUUUCCAGGGCCUGAAGGGGCUCCAGGAGAGCUGGGGAGGGACUUGAGACAAGGCAUGGAGGGGCAGGACACAGGGAAUGGCUGCCAGAGGGCAGGGAUGGAUGGGAGAUUGGGAAUUGGGAAUUGUUCCUGGCAGGGUGGGCAGGGGCUGGAAUAGAAUUCCCAGAGCAGCUGUGGCUGCCCCUGGAUCCCUGGCAGUGCCCAAGGCCAGGCUGGACACUGAGGCUGGAGCACCUGGGACAGUGGGAGGAGUCCCUGCCAUGGCAGGGGUGGCACUGGGUGGCUCUGAGGUCCCUUCCCCUCCAGCCCAUCCUGGGAUACUGGGACCCCUUUGGGAUGCUGGGACCCCUUUCGGGAUGCUGGGACCCCUUUGGGAUGCUGGGGCCCUUUUGGGAUGCUGGGACCCCUUUGGGAUGCUGGGACCCCUUUGGGAUGCUGGGACCCCUCUCUGCUGGAGUUCAGCACCGAUUACCUGGUGCAAUCAGAGGUGCCUCUGCACAGAGCUCUGGGGGGAUGCAAGGACAGGGAAUGCAAACCCAGGGCAAUGAACCCCCACAAUGGGAUCAGCUGAGGGCAGGGCUCGGGGGAGGCCCCGCUCCCAGGGGAUCAGGGUGUUUAUCCUGUUUGUUCCCAGGAGCUGCCCUGGAUGAGGGAUGUCCUGCUGGGCCCCCUGGCCAGGCAGAGCCUGUCCCACAGCAGCAGGGCCGGGGACAGGUGCCCAGAUGGCUCAGGGGGUGACAGAGCUGCGGGCUCAGCACCCACCCUGGCAGGGUUUGCCCAUAGACAAACGCAGCAAGUCCCACCUCAGCUCGAGGAAGAAUUUCUUUCCCUGGGGUGGCAGGGCCCUGAGCAGGGUCUGGGGUUUCCCUCUGGGGACACCCCAACCCCACCCCGUCCCCGUGCCCCCUGCCCCAGGCUGGGCUGGAUGGUGCCCAGAGGUCCCUGCUGUGAUUCUGUGAACUGGUGGCACGUCACAGUUAGAACUCCCAAAGGAAACUGGGGAUGCUGUGCCAGCGGGAGCUCCCUGCCCGUGCCCGUCCCUCGCCAUCCCUCUGCAAGUGCCCGGCUCCAGGCUGUCCCUGGCAGGCAGGGCAGGCCCCCGUGCCCACACAGCUUCCCGGGCAGCAGCUUGGGCAGGACACGGACCCAGGGACCCACGGGGAGCUGGCCUGGCCCUGGAGCCACGGGUGGGCACAGCUGUGGUGCCGCUGGGGCCAGGCCUGCAGGGCACCACCACCCAACCCCAAAUGGCACCGUUUGCAAAUCGCAGAAUUUCAAACCAAAAAAGAAAAUGAAACCCCAAAAAAAGCUUUUUGCCAAUCCUCUCCCUGGCUGAUUCCAGCUGAUCUAGUGGAAGUGACUGACUGGCACCGGUCCGGGCACUCCUGGCACUGCCCUGUGUCCCUUGGGUGGCGGUGGCUGUGUCCCUCCUCCUCCUCCUCCUCCUCCCCGGGCAGGGCACUCUCAUCACUUCGGUUUUCUACCUGUGAGUACUGUAUCCAGUUCAGAACCAACAGCUUCCUUUAGUAAAGAUUUUACCAUUUUAUAAAAGACAUGUUUAAUUAUGAUGGAGAUGGCUGUAUUGUAAUUAAUAUUUUGAGAUAAUUGUGAUUUUGAGCUUAAAUUAUAUACAGAAAUGGUCAUUUUUGUAUGUGUUCAAAGAUUGCUAUAUUCCAGAUGACUGUACUUUUCAGUUGAAUUCCAGUAUCCAUGUAAAUAAAGCUGAAUGAGGAAAUAUUUACUACUUUA